GGCAUGAGGUUUUAGGGUUUGCGAGAGAGGGUUUUGGAGAUGAAAGGAGAGCGCAAGUUCGCGAUCACGUUCAGCCCGGAGUUCGUGACCAAGCUCCUCAAUGAGGACGACAAGAAGGUAAUCCCGGCCAAGCCGUUCACGCCAUCUCCAUCGCCACCGCCGCCGCAGCCGCGAUCUCUCACACCGCCGCCUAGGCCGCCGCUUCACGCAUUGCUGACGGCGCCACUCUCCUCACAAAAGCCGCCACAGCCUCCGCCCAAGAAGGAGGAGCAAAAGGAAGGAGAGAUCGUCUCAAAGUCUCAUUUGGAUUUGGGAUUGGAUGCAAGGUUCGGUGCGUCUGAUGAGGAUGAAUCCAGGGCUCGUGGUUUCGAUGAAGAUGGACCGGGCAAGGAAGUGGCGACAGAGAUGGAUAGACAGCAGCAGGAUCUUCGCAAAGAGGAGAUCGAGAAACAAGAAGUUGGCAUGGAAGAUCAGGAUGUGAAGCCUGGUGACGAGACGAGAAUCACUGCUGAAGUGCCCGCUGCUGCCGUCGCCAGGGAUUUGCAACCUCUGAUGGGAGUUCUCGAAAAAACUGAGAAGCACGGCGAGGAACUCCAGAAACGAGGUAUCAGUGAGCUCGAAGAGAUGAAGAAGAGAGCCGAAGAGCUACAACACAGGCACCGCAGCGACAGAUCUGCGCCGAGAACACAACCUUGCGCUGCUGAGAAGGACGCAUGCAUCGAGUGCUACCAAAAACUGGUACUCUUCACUUUCGUCUCCAACGAUUUCUCAUCUUCCUCUACAGGAUCCUGUGCGAUGCAAAGCACAAGCCGAUGCUUACGUGAGAUGCACGGCUGCGGCAUUUAAAUCCACGGUCUCGUGAAAGGAAAGGGAAAUCGAAGAUCUCGGUCGGAAGAUUGAUAAGAUCUAUAUAGAGUUUGUAGAAGAAGGAUUUUUGCGUUAAAACCUUCUCUAAGUAGUUUUCGAGAAAAAGUCCGAGAAUGCCUAUUUGUUUUUAAUUCAAAUUAAGGGUUUAACAGUCGAA
Molecule: messenger RNA, 1024 nt
Organism: Selaginella moellendorffii
Lineage: Eukaryota; Viridiplantae; Streptophyta; Lycopodiopsida; Selaginellales; Selaginellaceae
Product: MAP7 domain-containing protein 1
Exons: 3
Coding region: 40-846 (268 amino acids)
Source: RefSeq, a predicted model, not a curated record